AUGAAUGGAACAAAUAGUGUUGUAAAGAUAAACACGAAGGAAUUUUGUCAAAAAUUCCCAAAAAUAGAACUUCAUGCUCACUUAAACGGCUCUCUAAACGAAGAUAUUCUUCGCCAACUGGGGUGCAGUGAUACCUCUAUUGAAAAAUACCAAAAACUCACAAAUAUUCUAAACAAAACCACCAGAACACUAGAAGAAUGCUUCGAUUUGUUCAAAGUAGCUCACAACGCCACAAAAACCCAGGAAAAUUUGUAUUUAGCAGCUCAAAGUGUUAUUAGAGACUUUGACAAAGAGAACACAAUUUACUUAGAGCUGCGAACAACUCCUCGAAGCGAGGAAGAUAUGAGCAAAGAGGAGUACAUAGAAACAGUCGUAAGAGCUAUAAAAGACUGCAAAAAUGUCUGUAGUAUUCUAGUUAAACUAAUUUUAUCGAUAGAUCGUAGUCAAGACGCGCAAACGGCUCGAGAAAGUUUGGAUGUGAUUUUAAAAAUGAAAGAAAAACAUCCGGAGAUUAUUAAAGGAUUAGAUUUGAGCGGGAAUCCCAGCGUGGGUAAUUUCGACGUUAAUUUGUUCGAGAAAGCUCGACGAUCCGGGCUUAAGAUUUCCAUACAUUGCGCAGAAGUGAAGAACGACGAAGAAGUGAAGAAAAUUCUGGAAUUCGUUCCGGAUAGGCUGGGUCAUUGCGUGUUUUUGCAUCCGAAACAUAACGGAUCAGCUGAAAACUGGAAUAUUUAUUUGGAGAAGAAAAUUCCAAUAGAAUGUUGUCUCACUUCAAACAUCACCUGCGGAAUAAUCGAAAAGUACGAGGCCCAUCAUAUUGGCGAAUUGAUAGAAUCGAAACUUCCAUUUUCGAUUUGCACCGAUGAUAAAGGGGUAUUUCGCACGACACUUUCCAACGAAUACGAACAGGUUAUGAAACAUUUCGAUGUUUCUCCAAAGCGUCUUUAUCAAUUCGUUUGCGAGACUGUUAAACAAUGUUUCGCUUCGGAUGAUGAGAAACGGCUGUUGUUAGUGCAAUUGCAGGAUUAUUAUCAAAGAGUCUUGCAAGAAAUGUGCUGA
This is a messenger RNA of Phyllotreta striolata, 1059 nucleotides long. The record is from the annotation of a GenBank genome assembly. Lineage: Eukaryota; Metazoa; Arthropoda; Insecta; Coleoptera; Chrysomelidae.